Messenger RNA from Purpureocillium lilacinum, 1113 nucleotides. Lineage: Eukaryota; Fungi; Ascomycota; Sordariomycetes; Hypocreales; Ophiocordycipitaceae. The record is from RefSeq and is a predicted model, not a curated record.
AUGACCGACAGCGAGUUGAGUGGCCCCCGGGUUGAAGAUGAUGUCAACGGCCUGUCCCUCACUUUGGAUAGCAGUCACACAUCUUUCCAAGGAGCUUCCUCGAUCCCCACGAUGAUUCGAACGAUAUUCCGAUGUUCCACUUCCGCCCAGAACAUGCUACAAGAAGAGAAGCUGAAGCGAAACAUCCGGCCUGCAAAUGACACUUCGAGCAUCCGCAAUCUGGCCCAAGCACCGACUUUACCCAACGCCUCGGAGGAGGGAGCGUUCAUUGAUGCCUACUUCAACCACGUGCAUGCCAUCGCACCCAUGGUAGACGAAGCCAAUUUUCGACGAGCCAGGGUCCAAGGGGACUAUCACGGUAUCUCGCUGCGGGCAAGCGAGCAGUUCUGCAAGAUUGCCGCCCACAUUCAGCACCGAAUGGCGGUGGUACCGCUCUUGGCACCAUCAGAGAUCACCGAGUUGGAUUCAAAGAUCCUCAACUGGCAGCACUCGUUGCAUCCUCUCCUUCGAGACGCAAAUCACUGCCCAGAAGUACUUCGAUCAGCCCGCGCGCUACUUCGGUGUCGGUUGUGUACGCUUCGCCUAGCACUCUAUCGCCCACACCUCGUCAACGCAGCGCUCAACCGCGGACCGGACUGCCCAAGCAGCGAAACAACGGCUGUCAAGGACCUUAUCAGAACAUGUCGAAAUAUUGCUGUCGACACCAUCGACACCAUUGCGGCCGAUUGGUUUCCCAACCAAAUAUCGGCGUGGCACAGUGUUUGGCACAUGUUCCAGGCAGCCCUGGUGCUGCUGCUGGCCCUCAUUACAGAGCCAGAGAACACAGAGGCGCAAUUAUGGGAUCAGACGCUUCAGAGAGCCACGGAUCUCUUGCAUCAGAUGGAGCGCUGGUGUCCAGGAGCCAGCCGCAGCGGCGAAGUAGUCCGCUUUCUGUACAGCGCACGGGGGCCUUCGUCGUUGCCGGCCGAGGCGUUGUCGUCCAUAUGCCUCUCGGACAACGCAUUUGACGACCUAUUGAACAUGGACAUGAUGAAUGCGGAGACAAGUUGGAUUGACUUUGACACACUGGGCAGUCCCACAGGCCCUGAAACCAAGGUGCUGAAGGGCGAGUAG